Molecule: messenger RNA, 942 nt
Organism: Elgaria multicarinata webbii
Lineage: Eukaryota; Metazoa; Chordata; Lepidosauria; Squamata; Anguidae
Product: olfactory receptor 5B21-like
Exons: 1
Coding region: 1-942 (313 amino acids)
Biological process (GO): G protein-coupled receptor signaling pathway
Cellular component (GO): membrane
Molecular function (GO): G protein-coupled receptor activity; olfactory receptor activity; odorant binding
Source: RefSeq, a predicted model, not a curated record
AUGGGGAAAACAGGAUGGAAGAACCAAACAACUGUCCGAGAAUUCAUUCUGCUGGGAUUUGGGGAUCUUCCGAAGCUGCAAGUUCUUCUCUUCCUGGUAUUUCUGACCAUUUACUUGGUGACUCUGUCUGGGAACCUCCUCAUUGUUGUGCUUGUUGUAGUUGAUCGCCACCUCCACACCCCCAUGUACUUCUUCUUGGGGAACCUGUCUUGCUUGGAGAUCUUGUACAGUUCAACGGUUCUUCCAAGAAUGCUGGCCAGAUCCUUGACUGGGGUGAAAACUAUUUCAUUUGGAGGUUGUUUUGUGCAGUAUUACAUCUUUGCUUGCUUAGCCGGGACUGAAUGUUACCUCCUUUCUGUGAUGUCUUAUGACAGGUACUUAGCGAUUUGUAAACCACUGCAUUAUGUGGUCCUUAUGCAUGGCAGGAUGUGUUGCCAGCUCUCCUUCGCAUCCUGGGUAUGUGGGCUUUUGGUUAGCACCAUUACAACCAUAUCAAUGUCAUUGUUAUCCUUCUGUGGCCCCAAUGAAAUUGAUCAUUAUAUAUGUGACUUAAGACCCAUGUUAAAACUCUCCUGCAGUGACACCUCUUGGGUGGAACUCAUUGUUUUCAUUUUUGCCUGUACAUUCACCCUGCCGCCCUUCCUAUUCACCACAAUCUCCUACAUUUAUAUCAUACUCACAGUCUUAAGAAUUGCAUCCACUACUGGAAGGAAGAAAGCAUUUUCCACCUGCUCCUCUCACCUCUGUGUGGUUGGUCUUUUCUAUGGGACUCUCAUAAUUGUCUAUAUGCUACCAAAAGUCUUUAUCCAGAGACAGCUCAACAAAGUAUUUUCUCUCUUCUACACCAUUCUCACUCCUAUGGUGAAUCCCCUCAUAUACAGCCUGAGGAACAAAGAUGUGAAGGGAGCUUUAGGAAAACUCCUUGGGAAAUGCCCACCCUGA